AUGUUCGCAGCUAUUGCAUCAGGAAAUCCUCUACAACUAUCCGCCGAGGUUCCCAAUUCUAACGGGCUACAGCAUACAAUCAUUCUUUCCGAAACAAAGCCCAAGAGUUACUCACACAUUACACUUUUUAUUCUACCAACUGUUGCACUUCCUCCAGAAUAUUCUGCCAUUGUAUACUUCAAACUGAGCCCGCAAGAAGAUUUCCAGUUGUUUGGGGAGCUCAAAGCAUCCAAGCCAAGUGCAAUCUUCAAGGUCAAACUGCCAACGACAGCUGGGGCACAAGGAUCUGACGUGUCAAAUGGCCUGGGCGAGAUAGAUAUGGAAGAUGGAGACUCAGUGGCUGGUACUGCCCACAACAUAUCGGAGCUCAUUAUCGGCAUUUCCAUAGAGCCCCAAGAGCAGGCGGCUUUUAAGCUGGAAGAGGCUAAGCAGGCACACAAGAGCACGGCACAGUCAGGUGCACUAGUAGUUAGUCGGAACCAGGGUGGUAACAUUGCCACGCCAGGGCAACUUUCUCGCGCGUAUCCAUUACUGACCCAGCAAUUAGCAAGCAAGAUUGUCCAGCAUGCAUACAAUUUCCUCUCGGGCUUCCUAGACGAGAGGAACAGUGUGCCUAUUAAGAAAUUCGAGGCAUGGUGGGAGAAGUUCCAAAAACGACUACAAAAUGAUGCUACGUUUAUAGACGAGGUAACGUCCGAGUAG
This is a messenger RNA of Eremothecium gossypii ATCC 10895, 702 nucleotides long. RefSeq names its product Opi10p (gene OPI10). Gene Ontology annotation, molecular function: nuclear import signal receptor activity. Gene Ontology annotation, biological process: protein import into nucleus. Lineage: Eukaryota; Fungi; Ascomycota; Saccharomycetes; Saccharomycetales; Saccharomycetaceae. Gene Ontology annotation, cellular component: nucleus; cytosol. The transcript has a single exon. The record is from RefSeq and is marked provisional. Bases 1 to 702 code for a protein of 233 amino acids.